AUGGCCCGCAUCCAAGAGUACUUUUUAACUCUUUUGGCUUCAGUGCUGCUAAUUUCCGGCGACAUGGCCGCCGGAGUUGCAUCCGGCGAAACAAACAGCCUCUCUGUCUCUAUUAUCAAGUCCUCAUGUGGCAGCACUCGCUACCCAGAUUUAUGCUAUUCUUCGCUGGCCAGCAACCCAGGAGUGAGAAGCAAGAAGGAUGUGAUAGAGGCGUCGUUGAACAACACCAUUAAAGUUGCUCAAACAAACAGGGCCAACGUCCAAAAGCUCAUGGCUUCGACAACCAACUACACCAAACGCGAAAAGAUAGCGUUGAGUGAUUGUUUAGAGACCAUAGAUCAAGCCCUCUUCCAGCUAAAUACAGCUCUUCAAGAUCUUCGUCUUUAUCCCACCAAGAAAUCUAUUGUCGCCCAUGCAGAUGACCUUAAAACCUUAAUGAGUGCAGCGAUGACGAAUCAAGAAACUUGUCUGGAUGGAUUCUCCCACUGUAAAGCCGACCACAAUGCCCGUAAACCUAUCUUCAACGGACAAGUUCACGUCGAAAAACUGUGUAGCAAUUGUCUGGCGUUGAUCAAGAACAUGACUGAUACCGAUAGGCAAAAUGAGAUUAAGGCGAGUGGAAAUAGGAAGUUGAAGGAAGUGGAGGGCGGCGGCGAGUGGCCGGAGUGGUUGUCGGCCGGAGAUAGGAGGCUGUUGCAAUCAACGGCGGCGACCCCGAAUGUGGUGGUGGCGGCGGACGGCAGCGGAAACUACCGGACGGUGUCGGAGGCGGUGAAGAACGCACCUUCAAAGAGUAGCAAGAGAUAUGUAAUUAGGAUUAAGGCAGGGACUUACAAAGAAAAUGUAGAAGUUCCCAAGUCCAAGACAAACAUAAUGUUCAUCGGUGAUGGGAGGGGCAAAACCGUCAUUACCGGAAAUAGAAACGUCAUAGAUGGUAGCACAACUUUCAAUUCUGCCACAGUUGCUGUAGUAGGAGAGCGAUUCUUGGCUCGGGACAUAACGUUCCAGAAUACGGCGGGCCCAUCCAAGGAACAAGCCGUGGCGCUUCGGGUUGGAUCAGAUCUCUCCGCAUUUUACAAUUGUGAAAUGAAAGCCUACCAAGACACCUUAUACGUCCACUCCAACCGCCAAUUCUACGUCAAAUGCCUAAUCUCCGGCACCGUCGACUUCAUCUUCGGCAACGCCGCCGCCGUCUUCCAAGACUGCGACAUCCAGCCCCGCCGCCCCAACUCCGGCCAAAAGAACAUGCUCACCGCCCAAGGCCGAACCGACCCGAACCAGAACACCGGGAUAGUGAUCCAAAAGUGCCGCAUCGCCGCAUCCUCCGACCUCAAGCCCGUCCAGAAGAGCUUCCCGACGUAUCUUGGGCGGCCGUGGAAGGAGUACUCGAGGACCGUGGUGAUGCAGUCGUCGAUCAGCGACGUGGUUCAUCUCGCCGGGUGGCACGAGUGGAGUGGGAGCUUUGCGGUGAACACUUUGUUCUACGGAGAGCAUUCCAACACCGGCGCCGGCGCGGCGACAUCGCAGAGGGUGAAAUGGAAAGGGUUCAAGGUGAUUAGUAGUGCUACUGAGGCUCAGAGUUAUACUGCUGGACGGUUUAUUUCUGGUUCCAAUUGGUUGGGAUCCACUGGUUUUCCCUUUUCACUUGGUUUGUAA
Messenger RNA from Ipomoea triloba (trilobed morning glory), 1656 nucleotides. Its product is annotated as pectinesterase-like. Gene Ontology annotation, biological process: cell wall modification. The transcript is spliced from 4 exons. Bases 1 to 1656 code for a protein of 551 amino acids. Lineage: Eukaryota; Viridiplantae; Streptophyta; Magnoliopsida; Solanales; Convolvulaceae. Gene Ontology annotation, molecular function: pectinesterase activity; pectinesterase inhibitor activity. The record is from RefSeq and is a predicted model, not a curated record.